AUGAUUAUUUCAAAAGAUUUGUUUUUGCUGGGGGAUCAAGACUAUUUGAGGCUCCCGAAUAAAGACGAAAAACGGCCCACUAUGUUAAGACCUGCAGUCAAACCACAAAGGGUAGAUUCAAAUGUAGUCCAUUUCCCAUGUCUCAUAACAGAUCACCGUCCCUUGCCGGUUCACCUGGCAUUUCGAGGCAUCACAGUUAGCGCUGGAAACAGGACAAUCCUUCAGGAUGUCGAUGGUUUGGUGCGUCCCGGUCAAGUCCUGGCCAUCAUGGGACCAUCCGGAUGUGGAAAAACAACCCUCCUUAACGCUUUAAGCGGUAGAAGAAAGUUGGACUCGGGGCAAAUAUUCCUCAACCGCGAUCCUCUGUGUAAACGUUGGAAAAGAAAGAUUUGCUACGUCCUGCAGCAGGAUAUUUUUUUUCCUGCUCUAACCCUAAGGCAGACUCUAGAAUAUACGGCCAGGUUAAGACUGCCUGAUACCUUGAGUUACUCACAAAAAAUGCAGUAUGUUGAUCAUAUUAUUGACGUGUUGGGACUUGUUAAUGUUCAAGAUACUAUUAUUGGUGAUUAUAUUCAGAGGGGGUUAAGUGGGGGCGAGAAAAAACGUGCCAAUAUCGCCUGCGAGCUGCUCACAAACCCUUCAAUUAUGCUUCUAGAUGAACCAACUUCCGGGUUGGAUUCUCAUGCAGCGCACAGUCUAAUGACGACACUAAAAAGAUAUGCAGUUUUGGAAGGAAAAACUGUAGUUAUAACUUUACAUCAACCAUCCUCACAAAUAUUCCACCUAUGUGAUAAACUCCUUUUACUCUGUAACGGGCAAACGGCAUAUUAUGGCGAUACCUGUAAAGUGGUGGACUUUUUUAGCAGUAUAGGGUUGAAUAUUAUGUUGCAUUAUAACCCUGCAGAUUUUAUAUUGGAGCAAGUAAAAGGUCCUCCAGAGCUUCGACAAAGAAUUAUAAAUGCUGCUAGAGAAUUACGUAAAAGUAAAGAAUAUCCAAUGGAGUUAAUAAACCACGAAUGCGCGUAUAUUACAGAAAAAUACAUUGAUCAUACAAAUAAAAUUCUUCCAGCAUCGCAUGGACCAUAUCCAAGUUUAGAACAAGACACACUGAACUCCAUGGAACCGGAUGUUCGAAGAUUAUGGCUGGACACCCACUCGCAUGCUUCCUCCUCAGUAAGUUCGGACACCAAUGACUCGGACUGUUACUUUUCCUGGCCGACUAGUUUUUGGACACAAUUUAAAGUGUUGUCACAGCGAAAUUUCCAAGAAGCAAGACCAAGGAUGUUAAGUAAAUUGCACUGGGUUCAAACCAUAGGUUUGGGGCUUUUAGCAGGCUUACUUUGGUUUCAAUUGGAGAGAAAGGAAGAGGCAUUACACGAUAUCCAAGGCUGGAUGUUUUUUUCCACGACUUACUGGAUGUUGUUUGCACAUUUUGGAGCUCUAAGUUCAUUUCCUCCAGAAAGAGAAGUGAUAAGUAAAGAAAGACAGUCUGGUGCAUACAGACUAUCAGCGUAUUAUUUAGCCAAAAUGGUGGGUGAACUACCUUUAACAGUAACACUGCCAGCUGUAUACCAUUUUAUAUCAUAUCCUAUGUUAGGUUUUCACUCACCAACAGUAUUUAUAAAGUUACUGGGUUUCUUACUGCUAAACACUAUAGUGGCGCAGUCGGUAGGAUUCUUUAUAGGAGCGUGUUGUAUGGACAUGCAGUUAAGCAUUACAAUUAGCGCCCUCUACACGCUGGCGACGCAGUUAUUUGGUGGUUACCUGGCGACGAAUAUACCUGUUUGGUUAACUUGGAUGCGCUAUCUUUCAAUGGUGCAUUAUGCCUACCAAAAUAUGCAGAUUGUGGAGUUUGGAGAGGAGCACCCUAUCAAGUGUGCCGAACAGUCCAAGUUCUCAGUUUGCAACAAAUCUGAAAAUAUACCCAUGUCUUCAAUACUGGAGGCUCAAGGAGCGGAUUUGCCGCUCUGGGCGAAUACAAUCGUACUGUUAGCCUUCCUAUUCGUCUUUCGUACAUUAGGUUAUGUUGUCCUUAGAUAUUUUAAGACUCCAAAGUGACAACCAUGCAUUUUUUAAUUAUUAUUAUUAUUUUGUAUCUAAAAAAUUGUGAUAAAUUACAAUAGAUAUUAAUCGUAUAUACCGAAAGAAAAAAACGUUAAUCAAAAUUUCAUUCAACAUACAUUGUUAUGGACUGCGUUAAAAAUAUAAACAGGCUGUGCUUUAAUUGUAAUUUUAAGUUUUUAAUUUUAAUUGUUCAUUCCCAUAAUUGUUUUAAGUAUAAAGAAUUGACUUAGCUUUAAUAUAACCUAGUCUUGUUCAUAACAAAAGCGUUGCUGGAACAAGUAACAAAUAAACAAACAAAUAAGCUUUUUAAUCAAAACCUAAAUUGUAUUAAAACAUGUAUAUUUAAAUUACCUUAGACUGAAUGCUAUUCAACCAUAUAUCAUAGAUACAGUUCUGUAAUUCUGGUG
Messenger RNA from Brassicogethes aeneus, 2471 nucleotides. The record is from the annotation of a GenBank genome assembly. Lineage: Eukaryota; Metazoa; Arthropoda; Insecta; Coleoptera; Nitidulidae.